Messenger RNA from Mirounga angustirostris (Northern elephant seal), 2967 nucleotides. RefSeq names its product dipeptidyl peptidase 3 (gene DPP3). The transcript has 20 exons. Gene Ontology annotation, biological process: proteolysis. The coding region runs from base 16 to 2595 and encodes 859 amino acids. NCBI's taxonomy places the organism in Eukaryota, Metazoa, Chordata, Mammalia, Carnivora, Phocidae. Gene Ontology annotation, cellular component: cytoplasm. Gene Ontology annotation, molecular function: dipeptidyl-peptidase activity; metalloexopeptidase activity. The record is from RefSeq and is a predicted model, not a curated record.
GGAAGUGAGUUUGCGAUGAGAGCAGCUGCUGCAGUACCCCUUCCACAUUCAUCGCGGCCCCGAGGCCAAGGAACCCUCCCGGGCAGCAAAGAGUUAACCCCGAGGGUUGUGCUACUGGGGCGGAGCAUCCGGAGUGGUGGGGGAGGCUGGACACUCUUUCGGGUUAAGGGAGGGCGGUGUGGAAAAUGCGCUGGGUUGGGAGAUCCCGGGUCCCAGCGGAACUGUGAGACUUCGCAGGGCCCAUGGCGGACGCCCAGUACAUCCUGCCCAAUGACAUCGGUGUGUUUAGCCUGGACUGCCGGGAGGCCUUCCGUCUGCUGUCACCCACAGAGCGCCUCUAUGCCCACCAUCUGUCACGGGCUGCCUGGUAUGGAGGCCUGGCUGUGCUGUUGCAGACCUCCCCUGAGGCCCCCUACAUCUAUGCGCUGCUCAGCCGCCUCUUCCGUGCCCAGGACCCCGACCAGCUGCGCCAGCAUGCCCUGGCUGAGGGCCUUACCGAGGAGGAGUAUCAGUUCCAGCUGCCUGGCUGGUUGGGGACAGAAGACAGGCUUUCUGCAGAAGGAGGCAGAGACAGUGUUUCAGCUGGGCUUCAGAGCUCAUACAGAACGGCCGCGGGAGGCUGAGAGGGUGCUGGGCAUAGCGGGAACAAAGGCGUUCCUGGUCUAUGCUGCAGGUGUCUACUCCAACAUGGGCAACUACAAGUCCUUUGGCGACACCAAGUUUGUUCCCAACCUGCCCAAGGAGAAGCUGGAACGUGUGAUCCUGGGGAGUGAGGCGGCUCAGCAGCACCCGGAAGAAGUCCGGAGCCUCUGGCAGACCUGCAGGGAGCUCAUGUUCUCUCUGGAGCCAAGGCUUCGACACCUCGGGCUGGGGAAGGAGGGAAUCACCACCUACUUCUCUGGGGAUUGCACCAUGGAAGAUGCCAAACUGGCCCAAGACUUUCUGGACUCACAGAACCUCAGUGCCUACAACACGCGACUCUUCAAGGGCGUCCCCCAGGAUGGGAAGCCCUGCUACGAGGUGCGGCUGGCUUCUGUGCUCGGCAUGGAGCCUGCUCUGCAUUCUGAAAUGACUUCCAAGCUGAAGAGCUACGAAUUCCAGGGGAGCCAUUUCCAGGUGACUCGGGGUGACUAUGCCCCUAUCCUCCAGAAGGUGGUGGAGCACCUGGAGAAGGCCAAGGCAUAUGCAGCCAACAGCCAGCAGGAACAGAUGCUGGCUCAGUACAUAGAAAGUUUCACCCAGGGCUCCAUCGAGGCCCACAAGAGGGGCUCCCGCUUCUGGAUACAGGACAAAGGCCCCAUCGUGGAGAGUUACAUCGGGUUCAUCGAGAGCUACCGAGACCCCUUUGGUUCCCGUGGAGAGUUUGAAGGCUUUGUGGCCAUGGUGAACAAGGCCAUGAGUGCCAAGUUUGAGUGCCUGGUGGCAAGUGCAGAACAGCUGCUGAAGGAACUGCCCUGGCCCCCGACCUUCGAGAAGGACAAGUUCCUCGCCCCUGACUUCACCUCCCUGGAUGUUCUCACCUUCUCUGGCUCCGGCAUCCCUGCUGGCAUCAACAUCCCCAACUACGACGACCUGAGGCAGACGGAUGGUUUCAAGACUGUGUCACUGGGGAACGUCCUGGCUGUGGCCUACGCCACUCAGCGGGAGAAGCUGACCUUCCUGGAGGAGGAGGACAAGGACCUGUUCAUCCGCUGGAAGGGGCCCUCCUUUGAUGUGCAGGUGGGACUGCACGAGCUGCUGGGCCACGGCAGCGGCAAGCUCUUCGUGCAGGAUGAGAAAGGAGCAUUUAACUUUGACCAGGAGACAGUGAUCAAUCCAGAGACGGGGGAGCAGAUUCAGAGCUGGUACCGGAGCGGGGAGACCUGGGACAGCAAGUUCAGCACCAUCGCCUCUAGCUACGAAGAAUGCCGGGCUGAAAGUGUGGGCCUCUACCUCUGCCUCAACCCCCAAGUUCUGGAGAUCUUUGGCUUCGAGGGGGCUGAUGCAGAAGAUGUGAUCUAUGUGAACUGGCUCAACAUGGUUCGGGCUGGGCUGCUUGCUCUGGAGUUUUACACCCCUGAGGCCUCCAGCUGGAGACAGGCCCACAUGCAGGCCCGGUUUGUGAUUCUGAGGGUCUUGCUGGAGGCUGGCGAGGGACUCGUUACUGUCACUCCCACCACAGGCGCUGAUGGGCGCCCAGAUGCCCGGGUCCGCCUUGACCGCAACAAGAUCCGGCCUGUGGGCAAGCCCGCCCUGGAGCGGUUCCUGAGGAAACUUCAGGUGUUGAAGUCCACAGGAGAUGUGGCUGGAGGCCGGGCCCUGUAUGAGGGGUACGCGGCGGUCACUGAUGCAUCCCCUGAGUGCUUCCUCACCCUCAGGGACACAGUGCUACUCCGCAAGGAAUCUCGGAAGCUCAUCGUUCAGCCCAACACUCGCCUUGAAGGCUCAGAAGUUCAGCUUCUCGAGUAUGAGGCCUCGGCUGCUGGCCUCAUCCGAUCCUUCUCCGAGCGCUUCCCAGAGGAUGGGCCCGAGUUGGAGGAGGUCCUCACCCAGCUGGCCACAGCUGAUGCCCGGUUCUGGAAGUCCCCCAGUGAGGCCCCAUCUGGCCAGGCUUGAGACAGAUUUAUGCAGCUCCUCCCCCAGCUCCAUCACACCAGGGCUGCAAGUGGCCGCCCCCCUCCUGCGUGUGCCAGGGGAGGAGCGGGAGCUCGGACCUUGGUGCUACCUCAGCCGAGGGCGGUGACACUAACCCCUUCCAUUUGUCGGCACUUUCCAAUUUACCGAGUGCUUCUCCUGUGUUAUCUCAUUUGAUCCGCUCUGCCCUUGGUAGAGUGGGCAAGGCCCGGCUCCUUAUCCUGCUUCCCAGGUAAGGGAAUGGAAGUUCUGAGAAGUGACCUAUCUAGAUGUGACAGGACUCAAAGCCUCUCCCAAUCCAGUGCUCAUCAUGUAUUACUUUUAUAACCAGAAAAUAAACAUAAGAAAUCACCA